Molecule: messenger RNA, 1470 nt
Organism: Baudoinia panamericana UAMH 10762
Lineage: Eukaryota; Fungi; Ascomycota; Dothideomycetes; Mycosphaerellales; Teratosphaeriaceae
Exons: 3
Coding region: 1-1470 (489 amino acids)
Biological process (GO): fructose metabolic process; fructose 2,6-bisphosphate metabolic process
Cellular component (GO): cytosol
Molecular function (GO): fructose-2,6-bisphosphate 2-phosphatase activity; ATP binding; 6-phosphofructo-2-kinase activity
Source: RefSeq, a predicted model, not a curated record
AUGCCGCCACCAACAACAGAUCAACCGCAGGCAAAUGUGGAACAGUAUAGGCCCGAGCUCAAUCGUGCGCCGCAGGGCGACUUCAUGCGACCCGCAUCACGCAGCCGAGCUCACUCAAAUGCGAAGACUAACGGAGUUGGGGUCCAGGUAGAGGAGACGCGGAUAUGCGUAGUCAUGGUUGGGCUGCCAGCCCGAGGCAAGAGUCUCAUCGCUCAGAAAGUUGUACGCUAUCUCGGCUGGCUAAGCAUAACCGCCAAGUGCUUCAAUGUCGGCAAUUAUCGGCGCACAUCAACUCCACAGCCGUCCGCAGCUUUCUUCGAUACCAGUAACAAGGAAGGAGAACGCUUACGGAUGGCAGCUGCCGAAGCUGCCGUAAAGGACAUGUGUAAUUGGUUCCGUAAGCCCGACAACCUCAUCGCCAUCCUCGACGCGACCAAUAGCACCAAGGCUCGGCGCCGCUGGAUCAAAGACCGGUGCGAUGCUGAGGGUAUCGAAACUUUGUUCGUAGAAAGCAAGUGCGACGACGAGGAGCUAAUCAUGGCAAACAUCAAGGAGGUCAAGACGACCAGCCCUGACUACAAGGGUCAAGAUCCAGAAGAGGCUGCCAGAGACUUUAGGGAGCGAAUACGGAUGUACGAGCGAGUCUACGAGACCUUGGAUGAAGAUGAGGCGGACAUGACUUAUUGCAAGAUCAUCGAUGUGGGAAGCCAGGUCAUCAUCAACCGGAUACAAGAUUAUUUGCAGAGCCGGGUGGUGUACUACUUGAUGAACUUGCACAUAAAGCCCCGAAGUAUUUGGAUUAGCCGUCACGGCGAGUCGAUGUACAACCUAUCCGGCCAGAUCGGCGGAGACGCUAACCUUUCCUCAAGAGGCGAACAGUACGCCAAACUUCUCCCGGAGAUGGUCAAGAAAUCAGCUGGUGAUCUGCCGCUCACGGUCUGGACAUCUACGCUCAAGCGCACAGCGCAGACUGCACGCUACUUACCGUACGAGAAGCUAUCAUGGAAGGCUCUAGAUGAACUCGAUUCUGGAGUUUGCGACGGUCUUACCUACGCCGAGAUCGAGGCUCAGUAUCCUCAAGACUUCAAGGCCAGAGACGAGGAUAAAUACAACUACCGCUAUCUUGGCGGCGAGUCGUACCGAGACGUGGUGAUUCGGCUUGAGCCUAUCAUCAUGGAGCUGGAAAGGUCGGAGAACAUACUCAUCGUCACUCACCAAGCCGUUCUGCGGUGCAUCUACGCUUACUUCAUGGGCUCAAGUCAGGAACAGAGCCCUUGGAUGGAAGUGCCGUUGCAUUGCUUGAUCAAGCUUACGCCGCGAGCGUACAAGACCGAGGAGGAAAGGAUGUUCGCUGACGUGCCAGCUGUCAGCACCUGGCGUGGAAAGGGCACGAAGGCCGAACACGCGCCAACGCCUGCUCAGUCUGUGGCACCGAGCCCGAUGAUAAAGCCAGAGAUCAAGGUGACUUGA